Daucus carota subsp. sativus is the source of this 1644-nucleotide messenger RNA. RefSeq lists its product as uncharacterized. NCBI's taxonomy places the organism in Eukaryota, Viridiplantae, Streptophyta, Magnoliopsida, Apiales, Apiaceae. The coding region runs from base 231 to 1349 and encodes 372 amino acids. The record is from RefSeq and is a predicted model, not a curated record. The transcript is spliced from 5 exons.
AGCGCAUUUAAUAAUCGUGUCCACAUAUCACAGGCUUGUCCUAGUAGUGAGUUUCACUCUUCUCAAAACAUUGCGCUGUCCACACACACGCACGAACACUUUCUGCUCUCUCUCUCUCUCUCUCUCUCUCUCUCUCUCUCUCUCUCUGUGCGGUGGGGGUGUGAUUUCACACCAGCCAAAGUUAUAUCCACAAUCAAUACACACACAGGCGCAUAUCUCUCUGGUUCGUGAUGGGUGGGGUGACGUCAUCAAUGGCUGCAAAGUUUGCGUUUUUUCCGCCGAACCCGCCGUCGUAUAAGGUGAUUAAAGAUGGGUUUACUGGGUUGUUGCUGUUGGACCCUUUUCCUCACCGGGAGAACGUGGACGUUUUGAAGCUGCCGACUAGGAGAGGUAAUGAGAUUGUGGCAAUGUAUGUGAGGUAUCCUAUGGCGACUUCCACGCUGCUUUAUUCUCAUGGGAAUGCUGCUGAUAUUGGGCAGAUGUAUGAGCUUUUUAUUGAAUUGAGUAUUCAUCUAAAGGUUAAUCUCAUGGGGUAUGACUAUUGCGGCUAUGGGAGAUCAACUGGGAAGCCAAGCGAACAAAACACUUAUGCAGACAUUGAAGCUGCUUAUAAGUGUCUUAAAGAGAAUUAUGGUGCUAAGCAGGAAGACAUAAUACUGUAUGGCCAAUCUGUUGGAAGUGGGCCUACUUUGGAUCUGGCUGCUCGUUUACCUCAGCUGAGAGCAGUCGUUCUGCACAGUGCUAUAUUAUCAGGUUUACGAGUCAUGUAUCCUGUCAAAAGAACCUAUUGGUUUGACAUCUAUAAGAACAUCGACAAAAUCCCUUUGGUGACAUGUGCUAUACUAGUCAUUCAUGGGACUGCAGAUGAAGUUGUUGAUUGCUCUCAUGGUAGACAACUUUGGGCAUUGUGUCGAGAGAAAUAUGAACCAUUAUGGCUCAAAGGAGGGAGUCACUGCAACUUGGAGUUAUACCCAGAGUAUCUCAAGCAUUUGAAGAGGUUUAUAUCUCAUGUUGAAAAAACUCAGUCCAGGCGGAACGGUUCAAGGAAUAGUGUAGAUGGGCGACUGGAACACUCCAGGAGUACAGAUUAUGUUGAGGCUCCAAGAAAGAGCACUGACAGAAGAGAUAAACGUAGACAGAGCACCAGUAAAAAUGAAAAACUGAAAUUUUACGAAUACAAGUUUGAUAAUGAUAAUAAGUUUGCCGCCAAGUUGAAAAUACCUUCCGAUCAAAUUGAAAAAUCUCGUAGAAGUGUUGAAUACCAUGAGAAAUCUCGGAAAAGCGUUGACAAACAAUUUGAAAGAGCGCGGCGGAGUGUGGAUUGGGUGGAUAGAAUUCAAGCGGCAUAAAUUGUUCAAAGUUCGAACCGGGCCUUUGUGAGCUGAGAGAGUACCAAGAGAAGGUUCAAAGAUAGGUGAAAGCAAUUGAUGAUUAACUUAUAUCGUGUGGGGGUGUGGUUUUUACUCUUUCAUCUUUUUAGUUUUUCUAAUGUAAUGUAAUGUUUGAAACCUCUGUGCAUUCUCAACUUCUCAUACUACAAGGUGUGACAGAACAACCAUUACUCACUAAUUAAACAAUCCUUCUAUAACUGUAUUGGAGAUCAGCCUUCAGUUUCAUACCAUGUACAAUUUCUUUUUCCUCUUA